AUGAUUCAUAGUCAAUCAAUUGAAAUUCUUGAAUCUGGACAAAUUUAUUCAUCAACAAAAUCUAUUGGUACUGUGCUCUAUAUUAAUCUUUUCAAUCAUCUUCCUAUAUCAAUUCAAAUAUCAGGUGUAGUUGAACGUUGUUGUAAAACUAUGGAUUAUUGUAUACCAGUACGUAUUCUUGGUGGUAAUUUUGGUGAAUGGAAAUCAUAUGUUAAUCAAACAAUAAUUUUUUUUUGGCCUUCUAUGAAAUGGAAAUAUAUAAAUGAUAAUUAUUUUUGUCAAGUAUCUUUAUUAUUUAGAUUUCAAAAUCAUAUGACAUAUUCAAAAUUAAUAAAUAUUAAAAUAAAUUAUAUACCAAUAAAAAAACAAAUUAAUGAAUAUUUAUUUCAAAUAAAUAAUUUAUCAUAUAAUAUCUAUCCAAAAUGUAAUCAUUAUUUUAAUAUUCAAACAAAUCAAUGUGAAACUCUUAAUAAUCUUAAACGAAAAUUUUCAUUUAAUUUUUCAUCAUUAUUUAUUCCAUUUAAUCAUCGAUAUUUAUCAACAAAAUGUAUACAUGGUAUUCAAUCAUUAUAUGAAUGUUAUUGUUAUAAAAAUUUUAUUUCUAUACCUAUUAAUCAAAAAUUUUAUCAUCCAAAAACUUAUAUUCAUCAACUUUGUACACAUUUAUUAAAUUAUGAAAAUUUUAAUUUAAAUUUAUUAAUUAUAAUUACUAUUAUUCUAUUUAUAUUAUAUAUUAUUAUUUUAAUUAUUUCAUCAAUUUUUAUUUGUACUUAUUAUAGACAAAUAGAGCAUAAUAAUAAACAAAAAUUAAUAAUAAAUCAACGAUUUUCUCUUAUUGAAAUUUCUUCUGAACUACAGAUUAAUAAUAGUAAUAGUUGUACAUCAUUGUUAAUUGUAGAUUAA
Rotaria sordida is the source of this 903-nucleotide messenger RNA. The record is from the annotation of a GenBank genome assembly. Lineage: Eukaryota; Metazoa; Rotifera; Eurotatoria; Philodinida; Philodinidae.